AUGAAUCUAGUGACGGUGUUUAUGGUGUGCCUGAUGGCCAUCAGUGCCUGGGCGGAGGUGGAAAGCAAAUCCAAGCCUGGCCGAGGCCGGGGCUCGAUGUGGUGGGGCAUCGCAAAGGCAGGCGAACCAAACAACAUCUCCCCACUGGCACCCGGUAUGCCCUACCUGGACCCGGCCAUCCACGCCACGCUGCGCCGAAAGCAGCGUCGGUUGGUGCGUGAAAACCCGGACGUCCUGGCUGCGAUCGCCAAAGGAGCCAUCCUGGCCAUCAACGAGUGCCAGCAUCAGUUCCGGGCACGCCGCUGGAACUGCUCGACGAGGAACUUCCUGCGUGGCAAGAAUCUGUUCGGCAAGAUCGUCGAAAGAGGUUGUCGUGAAACGGCAUUUAUCUAUGCGAUCACCAGUGCCGCGGUAACGCACAGCGUAGCGCGAGCCUGCAGCGAAGGCUCGAUCGAGGCGUGCACUUGCGAUUACUCGCACCACAACCGUGCGCCAGAGACGAACAACAAGGGUGCGGUGGCAGGCGUCGGUGAUUGGGAGUGGGGUGGUUGCAGUGACAACAUCGGCUUUGGCUUCAAGUUUUCCCGCGAAUUCGUCGACACCGGUGAGCGCGGUCGAACGCUGCGCGAGAAAAUGAACCUGCACAACAACGAGGCGGGCCGAGCGCAUGUACAGCAAGAGAUGCGUCAGGAGUGCAAGUGCCAUGGUAUGUCGGGCUCGUGUACGAUGAAGACCUGCUGGAUGCGGCUAAACAGCUUCCGCACGAUUGGUGACAUCCUGAAGGAUCGCUUCGAUGGUGCUUCGCGCGUUAUGGUUAGCAACAGCCAGCGUAGCACCAGUGUCAACGAGAACACGCUCACCAACCGAGCUGGAGCGACUAACCUGAAGACGAACACGAACAGCGUCGGAAGCGCCAGUCCCAACAGCGUACUCAGCAACUCGAUCCACGCCCGAGGCCACCAGCAGAAGCGCGUCAACCGGUACAACUUUCAGCUGAAACCGUACAACCCGGAGCACAAACCGCCCGGUCUGAAGGAUCUCGUCUAUCUCGAGCCUUCGCCGGGCUUCUGCGAACGCAAUCCACGACUCGGCAUCCAGGGGACGCACGGGCGCCAGUGCAACGACACCUCGAUCGGUGUGGAUGGGUGCGAUCUGAUGUGCUGCGGACGAGGCUACCGGACGCAGGAGGUCACCGUGGUGGAGCGCUGCGCCUGCACCUUCCACUGGUGCUGCGAGGUGAAGUGCAAGCUGUGCCGAACGAAGAAGAUCAUCCACACGUGCCUGUAA
Anopheles nili is the source of this 1287-nucleotide messenger RNA. RefSeq names its product protein Wnt-1 (gene wg). The transcript has 5 exons. NCBI's taxonomy places the organism in Eukaryota, Metazoa, Arthropoda, Insecta, Diptera, Culicidae. Gene Ontology annotation, biological process: neuron differentiation; multicellular organism development; cell fate commitment. The coding region runs from base 1 to 1287 and encodes 428 amino acids. Gene Ontology annotation, molecular function: cytokine activity; frizzled binding. Gene Ontology annotation, cellular component: extracellular region. The record is from RefSeq and is a predicted model, not a curated record.